AUGGAACCAUUUACGGAAAAGGAAUUAUUGGAGACAAUAAAUGAUAUGGGUUACGAUCUUUCUUCUGAAGAACUAGUAUUUUUCAAAAAAGAAAUGGAUAAGUUCUUGGAUGAGCUGGAAAGAGAAAACGAACAAGAGUCAGAGGAUCAGAAUGUGUCAUUUAAUUCUCUAAUGAAAAAUGUUGCUCGGCUAUCUGCUUGUGACGUACCAUGCUACUCUGAUAGAGAGGGAUUAAUUUAUGCGGAGCAGUAUCGUCAUCUUCCAUCUUACGGAAAUCUUGAAUUGCGUAAAAAGCACGAAAAUAUCGCGCGAUCUUCCACAUCGAUUAAUCGCUACGGACUACUAGAUCAUGAUGAAAUUGUAGACAUCUUGGAUGAUGGUUAUCGUUGCCUUCGACAAAUUGCUACAGAUAACAGUCGCUUGCAAGACCUAAAUAGCCGUCUGGAGGAAAGUUUGUAUCGUAGUCGUGCGAGGUCACUUUCUUCUGAUGAAGACAAGCAGAACUUUACAUCUGAUCAAACAAUAAACGAUGUGAAAGAACAUAGCGAUGAAGCGAAAAGUAACAAUGUACAAAUUGCCGUGGAUCCUGCUAUACGACCGGUUCUACAUCCUCUUCCCGGUGGAGUAUCGUUUCGACAUGAUCCUGUGAAAAAAUAUGAAUUAUAUAAGAAAGGGUGGUUGGAGAAUCCUCCUCCAGGUGAGAAGAAGCGAUUGUCAUUGAGGUGGAAAGUACGAGAGUUUAUGCUGCGACGAGACAUUUCCGGAGUUAAACCUCUAGAUUUAGCUCGAAGAAGAAUAUCAAAUCCUGAUUGGUGUCCACGUCCUUAUCUCGACUAA
Molecule: messenger RNA, 837 nt
Organism: Cercopithifilaria johnstoni
Lineage: Eukaryota; Metazoa; Nematoda; Chromadorea; Rhabditida; Onchocercidae
Source: the annotation of a GenBank genome assembly